Messenger RNA from Hibiscus syriacus, 1285 nucleotides. RefSeq names its product expansin-A10-like. The transcript is spliced from 4 exons. The coding region runs from base 74 to 826 and encodes 250 amino acids. Lineage: Eukaryota; Viridiplantae; Streptophyta; Magnoliopsida; Malvales; Malvaceae. The record is from RefSeq and is a predicted model, not a curated record. Gene Ontology annotation, cellular component: extracellular region. Gene Ontology annotation, biological process: plant-type cell wall organization.
CCCCCUCACCUUCUCCCCAUUUCCUUCACCAUUCUCAUACCCCUGGUUUCAACUCUUCUCAUCUUCUUCCUUCAUGAAAAUGGCUUUUGCUAAGGUCUUCUUGUUGGGUUUUCUUGCAAUGGUCUCUGCUGUUCGUGGACAUGGUGCUGGUUGGACUAAUGCACAUGCAACCUUCUACGGCGGGAGUGAUGCUUCCGGGACAAUGGGUGGAGCAUGUGGUUAUGGAAACCUGUAUAGCCAGGGUUAUGGGACGAAUACUGCGGCUUUGAGCACUGCUCUGUUCAACAAUGGGCUGAGUUGUGGGUCGUGCUAUGAAAUUAAGUGUGUGGAUGAUGGCAAGUGGUGCCUGCCUGGCUCCAUUAUGGUCACCGCCACCAAUUUUUGCCCUCCCAACAACGCUCUCCCUAAUAAUGCCGGAGGCUGGUGCAACCCUCCCCUACAUCACUUUGAUAUUUCUCAGCCUGUUUUCCAACACAUUGCUCAAUACAGAGCCGGAAUUGUGCCUGUUGCUUACCGAAGGGUAGCAUGCAGAAGAAAGGGAGGAAUCAGGUUCACAAUCAAUGGCCACUCCUACUUCAACCUAGUCCUCAUCACCAACGUAGGCGGCGCCGGUGAUGUGCACUCUGUGGCUAUCAAGGGCUCCAAGACCGGUUGGCAGCCCAUGUCUAGGAACUGGGGCCAGAACUGGCAAAGCAACAGCUACCUCAACGGCCAAAGCCUCUCAUUUAAGGUCACAACAAGUGAUGGCCGUACUGUGGUGUCCUACAAUGUUGCCCCACCUGGCUGGUCCUUUGGGCAGACCUUCACUGGCGCCCAAUUCCACUAGAGGAACACACUUUGUGAUCUAGAUCUUUUCAAUUACUAUAUACUAUAUAUACAUUAAAGUAGUAGUAUUUAUUAGCUUGACUUUUAGUAUAUGUAAGGAGUCCUAUAAUGCCAUGGGAUUUUUGGGUCAGAAAUGUGAAAGGGCUUAUUUUAAAAUAGCCCUUUUAUCAUUUUGGGUUUGGUUUUAUUGUGGGGGUAGGUGUCCUAGUUAAGGCAAGGUGCCCUUUUUUUAGAGGUAUUGUAAGGGCCAUUUUUCUUGUGUUUGUGAAAACAGGAGGAAAUGGCAGAGGUGGACUUUUACCACCCGCCAACCUAUUAGGUCCUUUUUUUCUCACCUAAGGGAUGUUGAGAAGAAGCAUUGUUUUGGCUUUGAUUAGGUUUUGCUGGCUAAUUUGUGAAUUUUUCUAUUCCCACUAGUAAUGCAAAAGUGAACUUUGGUUUAUCAUAUUAUGAUUGAGUU